GCGAGCGGGCGAGGCAGCGGCAGAGCCCGGCGGCCACCAUGGAGCUGGCGAUGGAGAACCUGGGCAGCCUGCACGGCGUCCCGCACUCGCAGCCCGCCGAGCUGCUGAGCCCCGCGCACGGGCGGCAGAGCUCGCACCGCAACCUGGUGCCGCACGGCCGGCCCGCUAUGGUCUCGGGCAUGGCCUCCAUCCUGGAGGGGGGCGACUACCGCGGCGAGCACAGCCUGGGAGCCCCGCUGCACCCCGCCAUGAGCAUGUCCUGCGAGUCGCCCUCCGGCAUGAGCCUGAGCAGCACCUACACCACGCUGACUCCCCUGCAGCACCUGCCGCCCAUCUCCACCGUCUCGGAGAAGUUCCACCACCCGCACCACCACCACCACCACCACCACCCGCACCAGCGCCUGGCCGGCAACGUCAGCGGCAGCUUCACCCUCAUGCGCGACGAGCGGAGCUUGGCCUCCAUGGGCAACCUCUACAGCCACUACCCCAAGGACAUGCCGGCCAUGGGGCAGCCCCUAUCGCCGCUGCCCAACGGGCUGGGCAGCCUCCACAACGCCCAGCAGCCGCUGGCCCCCUACGGCCCCGCCGGCCACUUGCCCAACGAGAAGAUGCUCUCGCCCAACGGCUUCGACUCGCACGCCGCGAUGCUGUCCCGGGGCGAGGAGCACCUGGCGCGGGGGCUGGCGGCGCCCAGCUCGGCCAUGAUGCCGCCGCUCAACGGGAUGCACCCGCACGGGCACCCGCACGGGCAGCCCGGAGCGUCGCUGCUGGGCGAGAGGGAGCGCCCGGCGCCCGGCCCCGGCUCCCAGCCCGGCGGCUCCGGCCAGGUGGAGGAGAUCAACACCAAGGAAGUGGCUCAGCGGAUCACGGCCGAGCUGAAGCGGUACAGCAUCCCGCAGGCCAUCUUCGCGCAGAGGAUCUUGUGCCGCUCCCAGGGGACCCUCUCGGACCUGCUGCGGAACCCCAAGCCCUGGAGUAAGCUCAAGUCCGGCCGGGAGACUUUCCGCAGGAUGUGGAAAUGGUUGCAGGAGCCGGAAUUUCAGAGGAUGUCGGCGCUCAGACUGGCAGCCUGCAAACGCAAGGAGCAGGAGCAGCAGAAGGACCGGAGCCUGCAGCCCAAGAAGCAGCGCCUGGUCUUCACGGACCUGCAGCGCCGCACCCUGAUCGCCAUCUUCAAGGAGAACAAGCGCCCGUCCAAGGAGAUGCAGAUGACCAUCUCCCAGCAGCUGGGGCUGGAGCUCAACACCGUCAGCAACUUCUUCAUGAACGCCCGCCGGCGCUGCAUGAACCGCUGGCAGGAGGAGCCCGGCGCCACCCCCGGGGUCCCCUCGUCGUCUACAAGCACUUUCUCCAAAGCAUGAUGUCCCCCCGCCCUCCCUGCCCCUUCCUGGAUGUCCCCUCCCCGUGACAAAGCCAACCCCAGACUCACACGCAUGGCCUGACCGGGUGGGUGCUUUUGGGGUGGCUCCCAAACCCUCAGCUGGGUGUCACCCAUGGGCCACCUCCCGCUGCCACCUCUCCUGCUGUCACCUCCCGCUGUCACCUCCUCCUGCCAGCUCGUGCAGCAGGGACAGGGUUUGUGACCAGGCCAGCUCCAUCCUGGGAGGGCUCAGAGCAAACCCGCGGGGAGCCAGGGGAGGUGCGGGAUGGAGAGAGGAGCGAGGCUCUGUUUGGAAGGAUCCCAGAGCCUUGUCCUCCCCUGCCCAUGAGGGAUUUUGGGGCCCAGCCUGGCCUCUUGCCAUCCCUGUGGCUCCCACGGGGUGGGGGGUAGAGCUGGGGUGACACAAGUGCUGUCCCGGGCUGGGCUCUGGCACAGGGCCAGACCUGCCGUGCUCAAGGGGGCUGAGCAGGAAGGUGCUCCCGGUGUGCCUGGAGCUCCCAGCUCUGGCUGCUGGAGGUUUCCCUGCUGAGGUGCGGAGGGUUCCCCCAGGCAGCCAGGCCCUCUGUGCCAGCACCUCACGGCACUGCUGCCCCUUGAGGCUUUUGGAGACCGGGCUGAGGCCAUUCCUGUCCCCCCCAUGGGCAUUUCCUCUGACCCCCCGACACUCCAGCAGCACCCACAGCCCAGCCCCUCACGCACUCACAGCCCAUCCCACGAGAGCCCCCAGAUCCCUCCCAGAGAAGCUCCAGGCAGAGGAUCCCUCCUGCCCCAGGGACCCGAGCGCCCCGUCCCAGGGGACCCCGGCUGCUCCGCCCCGCAGCAGCUCAGAGAAGCACAUUUUAGCCACAGGAAUCGGGUAUUGAAAAAGAACAAUUGUUCCAAAGGAGACGGGAGCAGAGACUCGGAGCGAAGGAUCUGAUCUUUCCUGCUGGCUGGCUCCACCUUUCACCUCUGGAUUUUCUGGUUCACUUUUCGGCUGAGGAAUGGACACAGACAAAGAUUUGUUGGCUUUGCCCCAUCCACCCCUCGACACACACUCUUGUCCCCUCCCAUCCCUCCUCUUCAUCUCUGUUACCAAAGAAAUUACAAAACCAAAAACGCAACAACGACAACAACCAAAAAAAAAAAAAAAAAAAAUUCCCUCCUGGGAACCAACGUCGGUGCACGGUGGGAAAAGAAAAAUCCAAGGGAUCUGGUGGCAAAAUCCAGCCCAGGGUGUGAGAAGGGGGAAAACUCCCCAACGAGAUUGAAAGGGAAGAAAAAACCAACUCGUCCCCCCAAAAAAAGGAAUAACAACAGAAACCACAACCAAACAAGCUCAGCAAA
Oenanthe melanoleuca is the source of this 2707-nucleotide messenger RNA. It is a transcript of the gene ONECUT3, whose product is annotated as one cut homeobox 3. Lineage: Eukaryota; Metazoa; Chordata; Aves; Passeriformes; Muscicapidae. Gene Ontology annotation, biological process: regulation of transcription by RNA polymerase II. The record is from RefSeq and is a predicted model, not a curated record. The coding region runs from base 39 to 1361 and encodes 440 amino acids. Gene Ontology annotation, cellular component: nucleus. The transcript has 2 exons. Gene Ontology annotation, molecular function: DNA-binding transcription factor activity, RNA polymerase II-specific; RNA polymerase II cis-regulatory region sequence-specific DNA binding.